Solanum lycopersicum (tomato) is the source of this 1414-nucleotide messenger RNA. RefSeq names its product 2-oxoisovalerate dehydrogenase subunit beta 2, mitochondrial. Lineage: Eukaryota; Viridiplantae; Streptophyta; Magnoliopsida; Solanales; Solanaceae. Gene Ontology annotation, molecular function: catalytic activity. The record is from RefSeq and is a predicted model, not a curated record. Gene Ontology annotation, biological process: response to nutrient; branched-chain amino acid catabolic process.
UGUUAUUUACGUUCCAUUUUAUUAUUACUUUAUAUUUAUAAAUAAAGAGACAUUGAAUUGGGGAGUGCAUACCCAACUCUAUAAUAGAUGCUUUGACUUUGAAUCUCAAUUGUGCUUCUCUUGUUCAGAUUCCAACAUUCUUGAGAGAAAGUUCAAAGAAAAUGGGUAGCAAUUUCAGAAGAAUUGGGAAAUUGGCUGCAAUUUCAUCCAAAAAUCAAAGUUGUAUGGGAUUUUCCUCAACAGUUAACAAAAAUGACACUUCCACCAAAUCUGUCAACCUUUUCUCUGCUAUUAAUCAAGCUCUUCACAUCGCUUUAGACUCUGAUCCUCGUUCUUAUGUAUUUGGAGAAGAUGUUGGUUUUGGUGGUGUCUUUCGUUGCACUACUGGGCUAGCUGACCGAUUUGGUAAACAGAGGGUCUUUAACACUCCUCUGUGUGAGCAGGGCAUAGUUGGAUUUGCGAUUGGUCUUGCUGCAAUGGACAAUCGAGCUGUAGCAGAAAUUCAAUUUGCAGAUUAUAUAUUUCCUGCUUUUGAUCAGAUUGUCAAUGAAGCUGCGAAAUUCAGAUACCGGAGUGGUAACCAGUUCAACUGCGGAGGUUUAACUAUAAGAGCACCUUAUGGAGCUGUUGGACAUGGUGGGCAUUACCACUCUCAAUCCCCUGAAUCUUUCUUCUGCCAUGUUCCUGGUAUAAAGGUGGUCAUCCCACGCAGUCCACAGCAAGCAAAAGGAUUGCUGUUGUCAAGCAUACGUGACCCAAAUCCAGUUGUUUUUUUUGAACCAAAGUUGCUUUACCGGAUGGCUGUUGAAGAAGUUCCUAAAGAUGAUUAUAUGUUGCCUCUAUCUGAGGCAGAGGUCCUCAGGGAAGGUACUGAUAUCACAUUAGUUGGUUGGGGAGCUCAGCUAUCUAUUAUGGAGCAGGCAUGUGUAGAAGCUGCAAAGGAGGGGAUCUCUUGUGAACUGAUAGACCUUAAAACUUUAAUACCUUGGGACAAGGAAACGGUAGAGGCCUCUGUCAAAAAGACAGGAAGGCUGCUGAUUAGUCAUGAAGCUCCUGUGACAGGUGGAUUUGGUGCUGAAAUAUCUGCAUCUAUAGUUGAACGUUGCUUCACGAGAUUAGAAGCUCCAGUGGCCAGAGUGUGUGGGUUAGAUACUCCUUUUCCUCUGGUGUUUGAGCCCUUCUACUUGCCUACAACGAACAAGAUACUGGAUGCAAUCAAAUCUACUGUGAGUUACUAGUGCUCAUUCAGUCGUGCAGAGAUGCUGGAGUGUUAUAGUAGUGAAUAUAUAUAUGUAUUGCCAUAGAUUAUGAUUCGGGGUUUCUCUAUUAACAUACAUAUAUAAAACACUGUUAUUAAUAGCUUAUGCAACCAAAAAAGGUCAUGUAUUUAUUUACUCCUCUGGCACUUGGCUCA